ACCGAACUUUUUCAAACGAUGGAUUGGAAACAUAGCAAACAAACAACUGAAAUGCAGUCUGUCAAAUCCUUACACCGAAAUUGUCCUUAUUGCAAAAUUACGUUAUUUAUCCCUUUAAUUAAAACAAUAAUUUAAUAUGUUGCAAAACAUUAAUUAAUGAUAGUACAUAAAAUGAAGCUUAUUAUUUUAAUGUAUAAUUCGUAAAAGUAAUAAAAAAAAUAUGAUAAUAAUCAAAUUUGACAAAUUAACAUACAAUCCCCAACUAAGCUCGAGAAUAGCAUAAUGUAAAAUUCCUAAGCCUAAUACGUAUACACACACAUAACUGGACGAUUUUCUCGCUGGAAGAAAAAAUUGUGGAGAAAAGGCAAUCAAAACACUAGAGAUUACGGAAAAAAUGGAAAUAACAAAAUUUGAUACAGAAUCCAGUCUUGCAGUUGUGCCACGAUUCUUGCGAUUAAUCCAAUUCCUAACAACGUUAUUGAUAUUUUCACUGGCCAUCUACUUGACAGUCAUGUCGAGGAGAUAUUUAACAGAUGUAGCAUGCAUUUUGCUCAUCUGCCUUUCUUCCUCGCAUUUAUUUUUCCAAGGUUUGGAUAUUAUGAAUCACUUUUUCGGAGAUGGUGUUCCAGAAUCACCGAUGUACAUUUUCAGCCUCAUCGGAAUGAUUCUUUUUGCGAUUGCUGGAAUUUCGUUAAUUCACUAUGUGACUUCGUAUAUAUCAUUUUGGGCUAUUUUAAUGACAAUGAUAUUGUGCUUCAUUAUUAGUUUUCUGUAUACAAUAGAAAUUAUUGCAGUUCUUUUUUACUGGAGAAGGAAAUACUCGGCCUGGAAAAAAUGUCAUCCAGUGAUGAUGGAACCAAUGACAAAAACAUCAUUUACGAAGACUUGCGAGUUUCCUUCACCAAAUGCUAACAUUUGCAAAUGUGAAAUAACAACGAGUGUAAGUGGACAAGAUUUUCUGGAUCCAACUGUGGAUAUAACGGAAACACAUGGAAUGAGAAAAAUAAAUUAUGCCCGAAGACGACAGUACGUUGAUUCUCCUUGCAGUGUACCAGCACUUACCAUUCAGGCAGUGGGUGAGGUUCAAACUGACAAUCGAUUAACAAGUUUAGGAGAAGCGCAAACCGCCAAUGCCCAAAUGAAAGAAACCAUCAUACAAACGGCUACACAAGAUAAUCGUCAAAAAUUCAAGACUCCACAACAGUGUUUUGCAACUGAUACUUGUCUGUGUUCGAGAAUAUUAUACCCCCAAUACCAAAUACCAUGUUCAAAAAUCUGUCCUGCAUCAAUUGUAAUACUACCAGGGACGUUGCGUGGAUCAUGUUGCGAAUCGUGUAAUUGCAGUGAUCACCUUGAAAAAUCUUCUCAACAACUGCAUCAGAUUAAUCGAAUCCCCGAUAAUAUUUAUGAGCCAUGUCAGCAUUCUGCUUUACAAUGCAAUACAACUUCAAUAAUUGUAGACUCAAAUGUGGAUAGGAUGUCUGGUGAUCAAGAACCUAAUGCAAAGGGUUCCAUAUACGGUUUUGAUAUGGCCGCAAAGCAACAAGAGUAUACUAAUGAUACCUCGAAAAAAACUUUAUCAUCAAUUGAAAAGUUGCCAUUCACGAUUUUCGAUGGCAAUAGUCAAGAGGGCAAUAAAAGAAUUAUAUCCACGAAUACUCAAAAGAUUUGGAAGAUAGAUGAACAGAAAAUGUGUGGGAAUAAAGAUCCAGAUACUGAAAAAUCGAAUGGAACGAGUAGCCUGAUAUUGAAAAAAAUAUCGGAGAAGAGGUAUGAAGAGAAUGAAGAAGAUUAUUCACCUUUGAAAUGCCUCAUUACAACGACUGGACUAAAACAUGAUCCAUUAAGAAUGAUGAAGACUGAUACCGAAAGUACCAAAACAAUAAAAAUUGAAGACCAGCAUGCAUUGAUAGAGAAAAAAAAUAUGAACCAGACUCAGAAAGAUUUAUCACAUUCUCAAGAAUUUUUGGAAAAGAGAGGAAACGAAAUGAACAAUAGAAAUAUUCGAGUUUCACGUACUUUGGAUAAAAAAAUGAAAAAGAGCAAGAGCAAAACGUUAUCAUCAUCAUCAUCAUCAUCUUCGUCUGUAGUCACUCUCUCCAGUGUUGUAGAAAAAAAAUGGCACAAUGGAGAAGAUUAUAGAAAAUCAAUGAUAAUAUUAAAACAUCAUGUUGAUGAAGAAAUUAAUGAAAAAUUAUCACUAGAUAAUGAAAGAGAAAUAUCCUUUCGGCGUAAUUCUAAUCUAUUAUCAAGCGACCAAGUUAAGCAAAUGUCUAAAAGAGUUAAACCUCUAUAUCGGCAACGUAUAAUCAGUAACAAUGGAAAUAGUAUUGAAAACGAUGAUAAUUUGAGAGUUAUUGAAAAAUCUGAUACAAUUGCUAGAAUUCGGUCUCCACUAUUACAAGCACCGAUGAAUUCAAAAUCGAAAGAGCAUUCACCCUGCACUAGUAGGACUAAUGGACCUGUUAGUAUGACAGGAAGCUCGGCAGGUUCUAGACAUUCAGCUAAUAAUGCAGAUUUAUCAUCGUCAAGAAGUCACAUCUAUGUAGAACAAGGAGGUUCGAAUGAAACAAUUAUUAACAAAGGCGACACAAGAAAUGCUCCACAAUAUGUAACAGACGGCGAAGUGCACACAAUACAACAUGCACCACUCAUAAAACAAAGUCAAGAAAAUAUUCCAAUAUGUUAUUCCUAUACAAUACACCCAAUGGACUGGCAUGGUGAGCAGCAAUUAAAAAAAUUUAAUAAUUCUAAAAGUCAAACAAAUUCAUCAUCAGCAAGUAACGAAGUUCGAGCUGCUGACAUGAACAUCGACGGACUUACCGAGAUGGAAUAUGAAUUACACUUAAGCAGAAAAAAGCAGAAGAACCAUCAAAUAUCUGGAAGAGCUCUCCCAAGCGAGCUAUCUGUUGUGAUGGAGAGUCUCAAUGAGACGAAUGAGAUCGUUUGUUUACAUCCCGGUCGUCACCGAACAGAUUCAUCAGUUAUAAGUUGCACUACCAAUUGCGAAGACGAAAUAAGUCAAAUUUAUGGUGAACACGUAAGAGUCGACGAGCGUUAUCGUCACCGAAAACCGAUAGAGAAGAGCGGACAAUAUGGCCGUCAAAUGAAUCUUCAAAUUGUCUGUGGAUGGGAUUGUUCGCAUGCAUGCAUUCACCCACGCCUAUAUUGCCCAAGACCAGAUCAGAACAAUGGCUUACAUGAUUUCAGAAGAGACGAAUACCUUUAUAGAAAACAUAAACGAGCAAGCAAACGAAACCAUAAAAUGCUUAAUAUCUGUUACCUAUUAUAAUACACCAUGUAUCAUUAACCAAAUAAAAAAUCUUCUUCUUUU
Molecule: messenger RNA, 3334 nt
Organism: Diachasmimorpha longicaudata
Lineage: Eukaryota; Metazoa; Arthropoda; Insecta; Hymenoptera; Braconidae
Exons: 14
Coding region: 395-3292 (965 amino acids)
Source: RefSeq, a predicted model, not a curated record